AUGCCAGCUCUAUGCACCAGAUUUCUGUUAAGUCUCAUAAACCAAUGCAAGUUACGUUUUUAUGUCUACGUGCCGUGUUUCGCGGUAGGAUUGGGUAUCGCAUUAAUUUACUAUAAGAUCAGAAAAAACUCUACUGAUAAUAAUUCGUCGCAGCCACCGAAUGAAUUAAACGAAGCCCAAAUUCAGGACGAAUUAAACGAAGCCCGACUUCAGGAUGAAUUAAACGAACCCCAACUUCAGGACGAAUUAAACGAACCCCAACUUCAGGACGAAUUAAACGAAGCCCGACUUCAGGACGAAUUAAGAGAAGAGGUACACUAUUUUUAAUAUUAUUUUCGUGGUUGUAAAAAUAAAAUAUAUAAUGAAACCUAUCUAUAUUAAUUGGUUUGUUGUUUUCUGUAUACCUAUGUACCUACUGCAGGCUGCCAAGGAAAAUAUUCUCAUGCUUCACUACAUAAAUUUAGGAAACAGUUCAUUGGAGAUGAAAGCUUACGAGGACGCCGUUGGAUAUUAUACAAAAUAUUUAUUGCUGUGUCCUCAAUCCGAUCGCCUAUUGAAAGCUCAUGUAUAUCAUAAUCGAGCUACGGCAUACUACAACAUGGUGAACAUUUAUUUAUAAACCUAUCUAUAUAAAUUAAUAUAAAUAGGCACAUAAUACGUCCUAAAUGGUGGGAGCAAGAAAGGGCCCUACACCCUAACUUUCAGAAAAACAUAACAGAUUUAAUAUGUUUGUAUAAAUACACCCCACUUCCCCAUAGACAAAAUGUUUUGGACUUAUAUGAUCUAAACGGAGAUCUAAACGUUUUCCCAACAUUAUUAUAAAUGAUAGUUUAUACUUAUUUUUUUUUUUUAGGAAUUGUUAAACGAAUGUUUGGCAGAUUGUGACGAAAUACUGGAAUAUUUACCAACAAAUAAAGACACUUUGUUUCUCAGAGCAAGGGUAUUAAUCGGCAUGAAAAAUUUGGAACUCGCUGCAGAAGACGCUACAAUAUUUUUGCUGACUAAAGAUAACGAGCUCCAUACUGAUGAAGAUGUUACAUAUGCAUUCUUCGUAAUAUCUGCUUUUGGUAAGAUGUUUCAAUAUCAUAGUAUGAAACAUUAA
Molecule: messenger RNA, 1102 nt
Organism: Cinara cedri
Lineage: Eukaryota; Metazoa; Arthropoda; Insecta; Hemiptera; Aphididae
Source: the annotation of a GenBank genome assembly